AUGACGUCAUUUGACCUAAAAAAUAUCUAUCUAUCUAUCUAUCUAUCUAUCUAUCUAUCUAUCUAUCUUGGAUCUGUUGUAUUAAUAGAAAAAAUAUUCUCCCCAUCUAUCUAUCUAUCUAUCUAUCUAUCUUGGAUCUGUUUUAAUAGAAAACAAAUAUUCAUAUCUAUCUAUCUAUCUAUCUAUCUAUCUAUCUAUCUUGGAUUUGUUGUAUUAAUAGAAAAAUCAAAAUCAAUCUAUCUAUCUAUCUAUCUAUCUUGGAUCUGUUGUUUUAACAGAAAAAAUAUCCUCUCUCUCUCUCUCUCUCUCUCUCUCUCUCUGUGUAAAAAUAUCAAUCUAUCUAUCUAUCUAUCUAUCUAUCUUGGAUCUGUUGUAUUAAUAGAAAAAAUAUUCUCCCCAUAUAUCUAUCUAUCUAUGUAUCUUGGAUCUGUUUUAAUAGAAAACAAAUAUUCAUAUCUAUCUAUCUAUCUUGGAUCUGUUGCAUUAAUAGAAAAAUCAAUCAAUCUAUCUAUCCAUCUUGGAUCUGUUGUUUUAACAGAAAAAUAUCCUCUCUCUCUCUCACUCUCUUUCUCUCUCUCUGUCUCUCUUGGAUCAGUUGUUUUAAUAGAAAAAGUUAUCUAUCUAUCUAUCUAUCUAUCUAUCUAUCUAUCUUUGAUCUGUUUUUUUUUUUAA
Molecule: messenger RNA, 672 nt
Organism: Acanthosepion pharaonis
Lineage: Eukaryota; Metazoa; Mollusca; Cephalopoda; Sepiida; Sepiidae
Source: the annotation of a GenBank genome assembly